AUGGUGCUCCAAUGCUUCCUCUUCCUGGUGCGGCUGGUGGAGCUGGCGGCGGUGGUGCUGCGGCGGCCGACGGAGGACUUCCCCCCCCCACCACCACCACCGAGUCCUCCUCGUGGCCAAGCUCCUGCCGCCGCAACCCAGCCGGCGCAGCUUUCGAAGAAGCCCUUCAACCUCUACGAGUUGUGGGAUGAGUGGAUCAAGGGGCUAAAUGGCAACAAGCCCGCUUGCGAGUUUACUGCUCGUGAGCGUGGCCGCGUCAAGGACAAGUUCUGCCGCCGCAAGCAUGUGUGGGACUGUGUGAUUCGGUUGAUGGCCAAGGGCUUCGAUUGGAGGGCUGCGGUCGACCGUAUCUAUGCCACCUACGGGUGGCUUACGGUCACCCAGAUCAUCAACAAGUUCAAGCAAGACAAGAAGAAUCAGCCCAUCGGCAUCCACCCACGCUUGCGUUGA
Messenger RNA from Seminavis robusta, 450 nucleotides. The record is from the annotation of a GenBank genome assembly. Lineage: Eukaryota; Bacillariophyta; Bacillariophyceae; Naviculales; Naviculaceae.